AGACACCUCGAGCAGUGCGCGGGGGAGGAGGGAGGGGGGGAGAGAGAGAGAGAUGGGGCGAUCCUACGCGGUGAAGGGGCGCAAGAAGAAGCGCAAACUCCACGAGGCGGCGGCCUCGGACGCCGGACCGCUCGCCGUAGAGGCGGAGGAGCUGCCGCUGCCGGAGGAGGCUGGCGGCGAGGACAAGGGGAAGGAUGAAGAGGCGGCGGCGGCGGGAGAGGACGAGGAGGAGCACGCGGCGGUGGAGGGGCUCCCGGUUGUGCCCAGGCCGGUGGACGCGAAGCGGCGGCCCGGCGCCAUCUUCGUGCUCGAGAGGGCCUGCCUCGAGGUCGGCAAAGUCGGCAAGACUAUGCAAAUCUUGAACUCAGAUGAUCACGCUAAUUAUUUGAGGAAGCAGAAUCGCAAUCCCGCUGACUAUAGGCCUGAUAUCAUUCAUCAGGCUCUACUGGCGAUAUUUGACAGCCCUUUAACAAAAGCUGGAAGGUUACAGGCUGUUUAUGUGAGGACUGAAAAGGGAGUACUGUUUGAAAUCAAACCUCAUGUCCGCAUGCCACGAACGUUUAAACGCUUUUGUGGUUUAAUGUCACAAUUGUUGCAAAAGCUGAGCAUUACAGCAGUUGGGAAGCGUGAGAAGCUUCUUAAUGUUGUUAAAAAUCCUGUUACCCGCUAUCUACCUGUUGGUGCACCGAAAAUUGGUCUUUCAUUUAGCGCUGAGAAGUCUGUCAACUUGUUUGACUAUGUUGCCAAAUCCAGUGAUGAUGAACCCCUUGUGUUUGUGGUUGGUGCCAUGGCCCAUGGAAAGAUCGACAAGGAAUACACAGAUGAUUACAUCCAAAUUUGCAAAUACCCUCUCAGUGCUGCCUGUUGUUUAAAUCGGAUAUGCAGCGCCCUGGAGCAGAAGUGGAACAUCGGAUGAAUGUAAAUUUUGAAACAAACAUCUAUGUACGAGAUGGCUAGUGCCUAGGAGCAUUGUGUUUUUUUUUCCAUCCUUCAUGUACUGCCUUUUUCUGGGCCAUAUAGAAACAAGAAAUUCACCAAAACAACUGCAGGAUCUAAGCAAGAAAUGUGAGGAAAUUCAAAGCUUGGCAAGAGAUGACCUUCCGGCAUCAACCAAGUCCUCGCUUUAUUUCUGUCACCGAGGAGCGAGGAUGAGGAGAGGAGCUAACAGUGCGAUGAGAAACCAACUUGCGUUCGUACUUGUGAAUUGAGAAGCUGAUUCCGCAGCAAGCUUGGUGGCGUCUCAAUUCUUUUUUUAUCAGUUAUUCUAUCUCAAUUUUGGUACGCACAGAGGUUGGCAGGGUGCGGGGCUUUGAUCUGUCGAAGGCGAGGCCUAUAUUGAUUCGCCUUUUACUUGAUGGAUAUGGGCUAAAAGUUGAUAUGGAUGCUCUCUGCGUGUAUAAAUUGGGGUGGAUAUAAAGGAGGACCAUCUUUGUGGGAACAGACAGGUAGGGGCAGAUAUGGACAAAGAGGGGAGAUAUGGACGCUCUAUUUUGAGUUCACAAUAUUUCUCCAUGUAUAGGUUGAGGUGGAUAUAAAAAGGACCAUCUUUGUGGGGAUAAAUAUGUCAUGACCCAAUGAUGAUAUCAUGAUCCAAGAGAAGACCAAGAUUGUCAAGCCCAUUUGCCGAGUCACAGCCGAAGAGAAGACCAAGACCAAGUCUACAUAGCAGCUGCUAGCAGGCCUAUCCAUCGGGAUCGAUCAUAAAAUUAAGAAAAGAAACCAGAUAAGCAAAGGGGAAUGGAAGAACAUCUUCCUCCUCAAGAUCGAGAUCAUCUGUAUUCCUUGUAAUCUUGCUCACGUCCCGAUUUGAUCUCAUCGGCUUCUACGAGCUGUUACAGUGGUAUCAGAUUCGGCGAUUCUAGGCGGGUGUUGGUUCCAUCAUCUUUGGCGGCGUGUGGCGGCGGUAGACUCCGGCGUUUCUGGUGGCGAGAGGUGGCGGCAGACCGACUUCCUGUAGGCGGCGAUUGGUUUGUGCAGUGGCAGUAAAAUCCACUUCAUCCCGUCGAUCGAUUUGGUUUGCGGCGUAGUGCUCUCGCAUCCAGCGACCUGAGCGACCUGUUGUCCUGCCAGAUCGAGUUGGGCUGUCGUGGUGGCUUGACGGCGGGGGAUUGGAGUUCUCUGUUGCGGCGCAGGCGGCGACAGACUGGAAUCUUCUGAUUGGAGGCGCAGGCCACGGUAGACUCGGGUUUUCUGAUGCUGGAAGUGAUGCCGGCAGCGACUACGCAGGUGGCGGCGCGGCGUACUCUCUCUCAGAUGGCGAUGGCGAGGGAUGGAUUCUCUCCUGUGCUUAGCAGCUGGGGCGUGGCCACGGAAGCACCAGCUCUUCCAACGAAGUUUGGGCAGAGGAUAUUAAGCGUAUUGUCUCAUUCAGCUAGGGAGGUGCCCACCAACUGUUCAAUGGAGGAGCCCAACCAUGGUCGUGAAAAGAAUCCAGGUGGAAACUGUAGUAGCCUUCCAAAGCUUCAGUUCCCAAUAUUCAAAGGUGACCAGCCGCAAACUUGGAAGGCUAAUUGUCUCACUUACUUCCAUGUUUACAAUAUCAAAGAAUGCAUGUGGGUGAUUGCGGCGGCAAUGCAUAUGGAGGGCAAGGCAAAGCACUGGUUGCAAGAGUACAAGAUGCAACACGAGUUGGGGUCCUGGAACCAGUUCAUCGAUGCUGUGCAAGAGAAAUUUGGCAAAUAUGACUGUUGCCAACCAAUGAUCGAACUAUCUGAAUUGAGGCAAUGAGGAGAAGUGAAGGAAGGCACAUUAGCACAAGCUGAGCAGAUCAGGUCCAAAACUCAAGCGAAUGUUGCAGAUAUGGUCCGGGAUAAGGAAGUGCAAGACAUGCUCGAGCAGCACGAUUUACUGAAACAGCUAGCUCUAGGCGGGAGUAACUUUGUUUGUGAGGAUAUGGUGUCUGAAGAAGAAAAGCAAGUGCCUAUACAAGAUUCUGUGGUGUGGGAUUGUGCUGAGCAAGAGGAACUUGAGGAACUGCCUUGUAUUGAUGUUGUUUGAGAUGAGGAUGUCAGAUGUUAACACCCAUGAAAGCUUAUUGCAGAAAUUAGUCAUGGGGACAGAGGACUUGACUGAUGAGAAGGUAAAGCUUAGUGUCAAGAUUGUUGAUGUAGGCCAAGUGUUUGAGGAAAUGUCUGACAAGGUUGCAAUGUGGGAUGACGAGAGGCCAUUCUGCCUAAACGCGCAAGAUGGAUUAUUGCAGCAGCUAGCCCUUGGUGGGGAGUGCAUGGAUGACCAAAAUACAAAGCUAAUUGUUAUGCGGGAUGUUGAUGAGAUGCUUGAGCUCAAGGUGGUUGAUGGUGACAAAUCCAAUGGGAACUUGCGGCUGGGAGAAUAUGGAGCUGGUUUUGGUAUGAUAGUGCUCUCUACAGGAUCAAGGUGUGGUGCUGAUGACUUCUCUCUACAAUGUCUUAAUCAGUACGGCAAGGAUAAUUUAUUCCUUGUUCUUUAUGAAGCAUGUGUUGGCUAGGAGAUGAAUUGUUGACCAUCAGAACUUGGUAAUCUUUGAUGAGAGGCAAGAAAAAGGUGGUGCUCAAUAUGUGAUAGCUGAAAUGCCACCAUGGAGGCGAAAUGCUUUCAGCCCAGAAAACCCUGAUAUGGAAGUUGCUCAUUUGGUUUUUGACAAAAUUACUUCAUGCAGAAGAAAUGAUUUCAGCCCCGGGGAAUGUGAGCUGCAACAUGAAGUGAAGCUAGAUAUGCUUAGAGGGCAGAAGUUGCACGACCUCAUUUGUUUGGCCAAACAUGAUCUGUACAUUGCAUGUGCGGAUUACCAUAAGGUUCUGUUACUCCUUGCUUGCAAUGGUUCUUUGGCUGAUCCAAUUUGGAGAGUAUCCUACGGGAGUGAUAUGAUCAUGGGCAUGGCACUGACAAUUGGUGAUCGUGCUCAGGAUUUCUAUGACAUUCUAUCAUGGGACCCGGAGAUUCGCAAACUUGAAAAUUACAAUAUUUUCCAGAAAUUGAUUGUUAUCAAUGUGGUGUCUUCAUCGAUAGUGGUGGCUGCUAUAUACUUCCAAUUAAGAUGUUCUAUUGGAAUGAGACACCGUGAACUAGUACAUAAACUAGCUUCUUCCAUUCGAAGGUAGUGGGAUCCAGGUAUUAUGCAACUUGAUAUCAUGCAAUGGAUGGGGUGCGGAUGCGAGUGCUGCAAUGGGAGUUAUUUUUGGACCAGAUGCUAUGCUGUCGGGUUCAAGCAAUUCCUGAAUACGACAGCUUGGGGACAAGCUGUGUUUCGCGGCGGCGGUAAUGUCAUGACCCAAUGAUGAUAUCAUGAUCCAAGAGAAGCUCAAAAUUGUCAAGCCCAUUUGCCGAGUCACAGCCCAAGACCAAGUCUACAUAGCAGCUGCUAGCAGGCCUAUCCAUCGGGAUCGAUCAUAAAAUUAAGAAAAGAAACCAGAUAAGCAAAGGGGAACGGAAGAACAUCUUCCUCCUCAAGAUCGAGAUCAUCUGUAUUCCUUGUAAUCUUGCUCACGUCCCGAUUUGAUCUCAUCGGCUUCUACGAGCUGUUACAAAAUAGUCGCCCUGACCUUGUCCAGAUUUCUGAACACCAGCAUUAUAGAAAUGCAAACCAAAUUCAGGCUUGCUCCAA
Molecule: messenger RNA, 4582 nt
Organism: Panicum hallii
Lineage: Eukaryota; Viridiplantae; Streptophyta; Magnoliopsida; Poales; Poaceae
Product: ribosomal RNA small subunit methyltransferase nep-1-like
Exons: 7
Coding region: 53-916 (287 amino acids)
Biological process (GO): rRNA base methylation
Cellular component (GO): small-subunit processome; nucleolus
Molecular function (GO): rRNA (pseudouridine) methyltransferase activity; rRNA binding
Source: RefSeq, a predicted model, not a curated record